Wasmannia auropunctata (little fire ant) is the source of this 598-nucleotide messenger RNA. RefSeq lists its product as uncharacterized. Bases 40 to 543 code for a protein of 167 amino acids. Lineage: Eukaryota; Metazoa; Arthropoda; Insecta; Hymenoptera; Formicidae. The record is from RefSeq and is a predicted model, not a curated record. The transcript has 2 exons.
UUUAAAUUGAAAAUUAUAGCCAAGUUGCAAUUAAUUAAGAUGACCACUAGUUUAUUGGGAGUCCAAUUUAUUGAAGAAAAGGGAGACAUCAAUAUCGCUAUAAUAAGCAGUAAUUGGCUAACACCAAAGAAAAAACACGGCUUUUGGCCUCCCUACAAAAAGCAGUAUCAAUAUGAACAAUCAUUAAAGAAAGGAGAAAUACCAACUGAUGAAUGGAUUUUUUAUGACAUUCAAAAAAUUUUAUUUACUGAAAAAGAUAACGAUUAUCAUAAAGCGAAGAAACAAUUACAAUACUGUGAAGAGAAUUCAGAUAUACCAUCUGAUUUUGAUACGGUAUUAAAGAGAUUCAAUACAGUUAGUACGUCACGGUCUAGAAAACGACCUAAUCGCUAUUGUGAACAAAGCGAUAAUAUAUCUAGUGAACAAAGCAAUAGUGAAGAUGAAGAAUCAGUAAAUGGUCAGCUCCGUGUCAAAAAGAAAUGUAACAGUAAUCGUUUACCAAGACCUCCAGCAAUCACAACGUGUCAAACUUUUAAACAGUAAGAAGAUAGUUUCUGCUAAAUUAUAAUAACUUUAAGUAUAAGCUCGAAUGCUGUGA